AAUGUGCAAAGUGGGAGGAGGAGGGGAGGCAUGUUCUUGAAGAAAGAGUCGACUGGACUUCAUGGUUCACAGCUAUCCCACCCCACUGGUGUUUGCUGACUUGACAAAGAAGAAAGGCAGGUGAAAGGAGAUGGAGACCAUAUUAUGUGAUGCCUCUACAGAAAUGGGUUCUAGAUUUGUGUCUUGGGAAAGACCUUUGAUUGCAUAUAACCAGUAAUCAAUUUAAAGUAGCAUAGCAUAAAUGGAGGAUUUAUAAAGAUACUGAGUUAUCUCAUGGAACCCAUGAUGAAAGAUGUAGCUGGACUUCACAGUGAGUGGGAAUCAGACUUGGAGAGGGACCAAGGUGUCCAGUCUAAAUCUCCCUUGAUCAAUUUUUCUCUCUCUGACCCCCCAACACCACCCCUUUCUAAAGCUGCCAUCCAUCUCCCUCCCCACCAAGCCAUGAGAGCCAGGAAAAUGAAGGUAAGUCCUGGGGCUUACAGAUAGUGUUUAUCUGAAGAUAGGGUGUCUAUCCAAGUCUAUCCAGACUUCUUAGAAAGGGAGCUUGAUUUCCCUCUGGGUGGCCCACAUACUGUGGUUUAGGGAUAUAGCAAGGAGCCUACUGAUGGUGACUGUGAUGCUUUGUUUUUCGCAAAACUAUUAUAUCAGGAUGUACAUUAAUUCAGUCUUCACAAACACCCUGUUAGGCAGGUGCUGUUCUACUCAUUGGACAGAUGAGGAACAUGAAGCCAACUUUUGUGAACUUGCCCCUCAAUCACAGUAAGGGGCAGAGUGGGGGUUUUAAUCAGAGCUCUCUUUAAGUCCCUGAAGUUUGAUGGUUCCCACUUUACCAUAUCACCUCUUGCUAGGAUGCUGUGCAUUUCCGUCCAACUCAGGCUGGUAGGUGAAAUGUAGUUAUUUGCCUGAAAUUCAAAGAAAAGAAAUCUCAGGAAAAAUAGUCCAGCAUGUGUUGUAUUUGGUCUAAGUAGAGACUGGUCACAGGGGGCUCUUACACAGGAAGUUUGUUAUUUGCUUUGAGAUUUUUUGCUGCUCCACAUAUGUAAAUAUAUGACCAUGUGGAUCUCAGUCCUGGUCUACUUGGGGAUGUGAGCAGAAAGACAGUCUGAUUAUCUGGCCAUCAAGCCCAAUGAAGACUCUGGAGCCUCCCCAUGCAAAACAUCCAGAGCAAUCCUGAAAUCAAAGGGAGCUGCCAAUUACCUCACAGCAAAUCUGACAGUUAAGAAGUCAGUUUCAUUUUUUUCACGUUAGAAAGUAUUUGCUCUGGGGAAGGAGCAGGUAACUAAGAUUCAUUUAGUACAGAACAUGUGUUAGGGGUGGUACCAGCCAUUUCCUGAUGUUGUAUCUCAACUGGGGGCUGGACACAUUCCCAUUGUACAGAUGAAGAAAGGAAGGUCUGGGUGGUUGAAAGUUACAGACCUUCUAGUGAACUGGACUGUAGAAUGAUGGUUGGUUUCUUUUGAAAGAAGGCCUUGGUCCUGUCUAAUCCAACCGUUUUUUUAUGUCCCCCAUAAAAUUAUUGACUCCCCCCCACCUUCCUGGUGAGACUGGGAGCCCACAGAGUGGAAAGAGUUAGCCCCCUGGAUUGGGAGUUGGAGCCUGGCUUCUUGUUUUCACUAUGACUUUAGGAAUAGGUCACAGUCCCUCUCUGUCUCCUAUUUGAAGAACAAGAAAGAUACUGGCAAUUUUGAAAACAAAAGAGAAAACAGAUUUGGAGUUGCCUUUCAAGUCCUUAAAAGAAAGGGAAAGAGGGUCCUCUCCUGAUGGGCAGACUCAGGUUUCCUGUGGGUGUAAGGGCUACCGUCUUCCUGACCCUCAGAUGAACCUUUUUCUUGCAGUCCUAUGACCAAACAAGAGGUCACCCCAGAGGUGAGAAUGCGGUCAGAGGAUGAGCCCCCAUGGUGGGCAGACAGGGCCAGAGAGAAUUCUCAUCAGCAUUAUAGAUGGUUGUCUUAGCAUCAAAGGGCAGUUCUCUUUCCUCAGGGUAGGGCAGCUUCUUUGUGUCUCUUUUACACUGUUGUCAAAAGAGAAAAAGUAGCCAUUCAGCCCUAAAAGUUCUCUCCACUAUUUUCUACCUAAUCUUCUCCAUCUUUUUCUUGCUUAACAUAAUCCCCCUCAACCCUAGAAACCCCUGUGUCUUCUCUCUCCCUUGCCAUGUCUAUGUUUUCAUGAUGGAGUUUCUGUGCUGAAUGUGCUGCUGACCCAAAUGUUGCUGUAUGGCAGAAGACGUACCUGUAAGCACUAACAAGCCCCUAAACCUGGGCUCCUGAACAAGUCUUCCCUCCAUCUGGAGAGUCUGGGUAGAAAAUGUCCUCAGGAAUCUUGUGUGAAGGUAGCGCUCACCCCUAAGGACUGUGCAUACUGUUACAAGCCUUUGAGUAUUCUCCCUCUUAGAACUUACUCCCAAUUUCAGUCUUAAAAUGAGUUGGAAGUUUGUCUACAGGAAGUCUAGGGACCUCUCACAGCAAGGUCAUUUCAUGAAUGCCUAUUUUUUUUUUUUGACAUUCAAGGAAAAAUAUUAACUUCUGUGAGGAUUGGAAAGGAUGUUGGUUUAGACAUGGAUAGAAUGAAAUUUUAAAGCUGCAUCAGAGGAGGGAACAUAGUACCUUUCUCCUUCCAAACUGUCCAUCAGUUGAGAACCAUGUUGCUGCUAACAGCACCUCCUGGUGGCCCCAAAAGAAGGCGUAGGACCCAACUGAUCUUACUUCGCUUUCUAUGGAAAGGGUCUUUGGCCCUGGUGACUGAAAAUUUUGAGCUGGAUGAUGGUGGACUUGUAGAUUGUGUAGGUUUUUGAUGAAAGAUAUGGUAUGUGCCCCCAGAGCACUAGAGGGUUAUUGAUACACUUGACCCUUCCCCACCUCCAUCACACAACAUUGCUAUGAAAAUGUAAUCAAUCCAGUUUCUGACAUCUUCCCCCCACUCUCAAGAGCACCUACUGUAUCAACAUGACAUUUUUUAAUCUUGGCUUGUUUUCCAGGCCAUGAAUUUAAUUUCUCAAUGCUCCACUGUUCAGCUUUUAUGUUCUGAGAGUGGAAUGUUGUCCAACAGUAGUUACCGCCAUCUUGUUUAGUCACAUCCUCUUUCCAGGGCAUCCUAAAACCAAAUAGUUUUUAAAAAUUCAUUGCAGCCAUGGUCACUCAGCCUUGUGCUAAUAGUCACCAAGUUCUGACAAAGCGAGUCCGACAUCCCUCGAUAAGUAAAAUCCGAACCUCCUGAUGUUGUAGAACAGUAAGCAGAUUGGCAUGUCUUUGGAUUAGUGGAGGCACUGAAGCAAAAUGCUCAAUCCUUAGUGACCUUUGGCAAAUGGAUGGGGAUGUGUAGCCAUCAUAGGUUAUCUUUAUGUUCAUUGUGUAGACACUCAACCUCUGCCAGGCCAACACAGAAGCUGUCAGAGCAGAUAAACUUAGUUAGGAACUAGCUGUUUUCCUUACUACAUCACAGUGCUCUGCAGAACUAUUUUGUCUGAUAACCUGCUUCUUAAACUUGUCUGUGAGUAGUUCUGUGAAGCAUUAAGCCUUUCCUUUUGGGUUUUGAGCUGCUUAUACUUUGUUUUAAUCUUUGGGCCUAGGACUUUGUUUCUUAUAAAAUGUGCAGUCAGCUGUCCUCUGUUGCAGAAUAUUCUGGUGAGUUCCUUUUAGGGAAUCCAUGAGAGAUGUUAUAUUUGGGUCUUACAGGCAUGCAUUCUGGGGGCCUGUGUUUGUGCAUGGGUGUGUAAAUGUGCUCCUUCUAUUUGUUCAGGAGGCAUUCUGUGGAAGUGAGGUCCCCUUUGAUCAUUUCUUUCUGAACCCAUUAAUGCCUAUCUUUAGUUGACACAUAUUUCAUAUGUUGAUUUAUAAUUUCAUAAACACUUAGAGAAAAAAUUUGGGCAAACAUUCUUCACAUUUGGAGUAAAGCCCAUACUUCCCCCCCCCCCCCCUUCUGCUAGAGUAGCAGUGACUCCAGGCCAGGGAUAUUGGAUAUGAAGACUGGUUCUGUGACUUUGAGCAAGUUGCUUAACUUCUCUGAGCUCAGAUUUGCUCCCUUUUAAAAUGAGACCUGUUCCAGCUUCAAUGGAUUCCACACUCUCCUAGCCAAGAAUAAGACUGAAGCAGAGUAUGUUUUAGGGGAAGUGGAUGAACUGUUGGGCUUUUCUUCUUUCAUUCCUAUUCCAGGUGAAGAUAAAAGACUUUGCUCUCUACUGAGCUGACAUGAAUUCAGAAUUCAUUAGUUUUCAGACUUUCUUUUAAGCUUCAGACAGGAUUGUGAAGGGAAAAGCCUGCCCCCGAUUCCUUUGCCUUAUUAGUUCUAUUCAUAUAAUGUGCUGCAGAAACUGCUAAUUGUCACUUGAGCUGAUGGGUGAGGGUCUGCUUUCUUGAGGAAAAAGUUGAAUUUUGCAGUUCCUGUCUCCCUCUUGCUUAGCUAGAGGUCUAGUCAGGUCUUACAGAACAGGAAUCUAAAUUAAAUCUAAAUUAAAAUAAAUUAAUUUUGCCCCUUUGCUGAAGAAAAAGUGGAGAGUGGGAGAAUUGUAAGGUGACAGUGUAAAUCUCCAGUUGUAUACAAGAUAAUGCAAUGAUAAAACUAUAAUUGUGGAGGCAUUCGUAGAGUGUCUGUGGGUUCUCCUUGUGCGUGCUAGCACUGGGAGAGGUACAAACCUGCACCUGUGCAUAUACUUUACUAUGGAGCCAUUUAGACAUAAUUUCAACUUAGUACAAACUCCUCCAUUGUUAAUACUCAAAAGACUUGUUUUAUUUAGUUUUAGUUCAUGACUCAAAGUAUUGUAUGCUCCCGUGUGAGAAGUCACUUCUUGCAACUUGAGCCUAGUAUCCUAUGUUUGUGCAUCAGCUUCACAGAACAUCAAGCUUAAAAUGUAAACACUAUUAAAAAAAAUUCCAUUAGCAUUCCUUUCUGAAUUUUUGGUAUCUGCUAUAUAUCCUUUUUUUCUACACCUCUCUGAGCCUUCUCUGUGUCUGUUAAACUGUCCGUAGUUUCCCAGGAUUUGCUUAGUAAAGUCCCCAGGUUGGCCUUCGUAGAAACCUUUGCUUCCUAAGGCUGGAAGUCACACCAGCAGUCAGUGACCACCCUUCAUGAUAAGGCAUUUUCUGAAUGUGUCCUCUUUCUUUGGCUGAGGGACAGUUAAUGUGAAGCUGGGAAACACAUCUUUGGUUGAAAGAUUGCCCUCUUAGCAAUGUAGUAAUUGUAAUUUGGGAGUAGAUGGUUUCAGCAAGAGGUGGCACAAGGGUUCAACUCUGGCUCUAUCACUUAGGAGCUGUAUGACUGUAGGCAGGUGUUCAACUCUAGGGGCCACGGAUGUACACUGGGAACACCACGUCCACGUCUUUAUAGGGCUGUCCUGGAGGUUCCUGAGAUAAUGCUAGUCAGUUUACUCGUUUCAUGGAAGUUGAAGUGGAACUACCAACUUCAUGGAAUGGAAUAGUUCUCAUUCAGGAGUAUGUUAAAAUUUGCUAAGUAGAAUCUAACUCCUGGAACUUCCAGACAAAUGGGAAGACAGAGGCUGCCCGAUUUAGCUUUCAACUCUAUAUUUGGGAAAUUGUGAAACAUCUCCAUUUUCCUUAAUGUCUGGACUCUUUCACUGUUUGGCUUUUGUCCUUCUCCCUCCCCUCCCUUUCCUUUCCUUCUCUUUAUUCUUUCAUUGAAAGAUUUACUGGCAUGAAGAUGUGCUAAUAACUACUUGUCUUGGAGUAAGUUGAGCGCAGAAGGUAAAGCCAAACGUUGUACAGUGCACAGAUGUGAACACCAGUGCCUCCGAAGAGUAAUGCAGCUUAAGAGAAAGUUUGACAAAGUGAGUAAUCUGACCACGGCUUUGUAAGAGCUUUCAGAAGAAUUAGUGGGAAUUUCAUAUAUUUGAAGCAAUUAAAACAAGAAUGGAAAAGCAUGUAUUUGAGAAGACCAGAGAAGGAAAUGGAAAGAAAUCCUUACAGCUUGGGGAUUUGAAAUCUCAAUGACACUAUUUUAAGUCAUGUGAAACUUUUCCUGUUUUAAAAACUAAACAGUAAAAUUAACUGUGCUCUAGUUUCUAUGGACUUCUUUUGAAUUAUUGCAUAAAAGUAACAGAAGUUUCUGUCAAGUGGACCAGAUUUCCAAAACUCUUCCUCACAAAGGCAUUGAGAACUAUCAGAAAAGUUACAUGUUUUUGUUAUCAUGAAAACAUUAAUAAUAUUGAAACUUGGCUAGAACCAAUUUUAACUUUGAAACCUCAGCUUCAGUGGGUACAUGUAACUGAUAAAUCUCUUUUGUGGUUGUCAAAACAAGCAAAGCUAACUUUGUACAUUUCCUAUUAUAACUAAAAGCACUUUGACAGUGAAAUCGGGUAUAUCAAUAUGGAGAGCAAAAAGCCUAUUCAUUUUAUCACCACACUUCUCUAAGAAUUUUGACAUUUCUGAAAUAUGUAUCACUUCCAAACAAGGAAGCGCAAAGUUGAUAAAGGUUGUGAUAGUGCAGUUUUUGGAGGCUGACCACCCCAGUUAGCAUUGCUAGUCUGCCUGGUAUAAGUACCUUGCAAGGCCAGCCUAUUGCUCAUCUGACCACGUGGCCUAUGCCAUCUGCCCAUGUCUCUGAGGGCUUCCAGAGUUUGGGUGAAACUGGGUUUUCAGGCAGAUUGGGCAUGGAACAUCCAAGAUUAGGUCCUUAUGUUGGAGUUAGUCACAGUGAACAAGAGUUCCUGACAGGGCUGGGCUCUGUGGAAAGAUGCAUCCUAUCAGAGUGACCAAUAUAUGCUUUCAGAGGAAAGGUCUAUGUGUGCUGUGGGCAGGGAGUAGGCUGUGAUUGGGUCCCCAACCUGAAAGGUAUAUAUAUGCCUUGAAGAAUGUCUGUUUAUAGGUGGGGGGUUUCGUAUAUGGAUAAGUGACAUUUGGUAGCAAACUGUUGACCUAGCUCUUUCCAUGGGGCUUGAAUGAGGAGGGCAUUGGUCCAAAUGUGGCGAGGAGCCUGGGCUCUUUCAGCUGCACCUUCCUUCAUCCCACCCUGGCCCUUUCCGAACCCCCAAGUCAUCAGCUCUCCUUCUGGGACCUUUCUUCCUGUGAUCCCUCUUUUGGUAUUUUAAUGACCUUCGGCUGAUCUCUUCUUAUUUUCCUCCUGUCUUCUCUGAAUUCUUUGAGGAUAAUGAGUAUCUUGUACUUGUAGUUUUUGUCGUUUUCUUCUGCUUGCUCACAGUAGCUCAUACUUUCUCUCAUUCCAAAGUAUUUGUUGAACACUUACUUUAUCCCAGGCAACUUGUAGUGGUCUCCAGUCUUUGGCUUGGAAAUAAGCCUGACAGUUAGUGUUUUAUGUGGGGUGAUUAGCAGAGGAAAGUGUGGCGAAGAGCCCAGAUUCUGCUGAUGAGGCCCUGGCUCAGCAAUGCCCCUUCCUGGCUCUGCCUCAGUUUUCUCAUUGAAACAGUGGGGAUAUAAGAGGACCUACUUCAUAUGGUUGCAUUAUAUGAGUUAGCCCUCACUGCCUUUGUUACUGUUCUCCUACCUGAGGACUUUGGGGAGGACGAAGAGGUAGUCAUAAACAGUACUUUUGGUCAGUGAAUUUUUAACUAUUUUGUGAGGCUGAUUUAGUGAGAAAGUCUUUGGGAGCCAGAAGGGAGGUAACUUUUGUCCCCCUUUUAUCUGCCCUCCAGGAUUGGCAUGCCCUGUAGCUGGUUCCUUGGUGCAGGAGACAAUGAUGAUGCCUUUUAUAUGCAGGGACUCUUCUUAGCUGCUUGCCUUUGUGAGCAAAUAUCUCCUCUGUUAAGAGAUUAGAGCCUUAAUCCUAAAUGAUAUUUCAUGCUCCAGGACUUAAAUUUAUAUAUCACCAUCCCGAAUAAUGUAUUGGAUUGCAUUAAACAGAUUGUAGAUUAACAUGCAACUAUAAAACAAAUUGUCAAUGCGUUGUUGACAACUCUAAGUGCAAGUUCAUAUAUUUAACUACAUUUGGGGAAUAUUGAAGUGUUUAAAGCAGCUUAACUGGUUGAUGUAAAAUUAAGCAUCAUGUUCUAUUUCAAUUUGUGGGCCAGCCUGAGAGACAAUAAAAUGGAGGCUUAGGCUUGAGAGAAAGGGAGCAUGGGAGAAAAUUUUGGAGGCAGCCUUGGUACCAGGGAAAUCCUGGCACGGUCCAGAUAUAUUGGGUGGUGAUGAAAGGAUUCUACCCACAAAGGGCCACAUUGGGUAGUAGUAGAAGGAUGUCCAUUUAUUUGUUCAGCCUAUGAGCAGUCAUUUGAAACCUCAAGGAGUUUCUAAUCUAGUUGAGGAGAUAAAGCAACUGACAUACUAAAAACAGUGGUGAAGAGUACAAGCCAUAAAGUCCUUUAGCUUGAAGCCAUGUGAGAUAGGUCACAGGUUAGAAUUCACAGGCAAGGACACGGGGCUAAGAAUCGUCAGAAAGAUCUUAAAGAUGGUGACACAUGACAAAUGCUGGGAAGAUGUUUAAAGAAGAAAAUGGAAGCAGGGGUUGGGAGGAAGCAUGGUGUGUGGUACUGGUGUGCUUGGACCAUGGGAAGCUACUGUUGAACGCUUGGGUGAGACUAGGUAAUAGGCAUGGCAGCCAGGCAAGCAUUGACCCUGGAACCAGAUGGCCCAGGGGUCAAAUCCCGGCUCCCCCACUUUCUAGCUGUGUGAUCUUGGGGGGGGGGUGACUUAACCUCUUUGUUUUUCAGUUUUCCCACUUGUAUAAUAGGAUAAUUACUGUACCUAUUUCUUAGGAUUAUGGGGAAGAUGAAAUGUGUGCUUGGCUAGAGGAGGAGCAUAGUGGAAGUAGUGUUUGACAUGUAUUCAAAUUUGAUUCUAGGGUAAGAGAUGAAAAUUAGGAAGGCAGACUGGAGAGGCUGUUGAAGCAAAUUAAGUACAAGGUAAUGAGUCUUAGACUGAAGAUGGAUCCUAAUAAAGAAGAGAGCAUAUAUAUUGGUUUUUUUUUUCCUUACUGUUCUUUGCUUGGGCUGUGAACAUUGGUGUCUAUAUUCUGCAGGGAUUUUAUAAGCCUUUUUCUAAAGAGUACAUCCUGAGAUGGGUCUGUGUGAGCUGAAAGUGUGGACCCUGCCAAAUGUGGGCCUUUCCUUUCUUCCCCCUCUCUCUUCCUCCACAGUGUUGAGACUUUUUUGCACUUAAUCCAGAACUUCUCCUAAAUAGCUUUGGAACAAAUAUAUUUAUGGAUGCAAAUUAUCUGGAGAGAGACCUCAGCUUGCACUUACAGAUAAUGUGGGGUGACCAGGCAAAACUCCAGUAUAAUCUGGAGCUGCAUUAAAGGGAGUAGGACGUGCAAAGCCAUUUUCACUCCAUGCUUGCAUGAAUGAGAUCCUUGUUGGAGCUCUGAAGUUGCUUACAAGAGUUCAAAGAGAAUGUGGAAAAAAUGGGAGGUGUGGCAGUUUGGUGGAAAAAUGAUUCAAGGAAUAGGAAAUAGAUCUCUGAGGGAAAAUCUUGUAAGACUGGUAUGUUCAGGCUAGAGAAGGAAAAGAUAGAGGUUAAACUAGUUACUAUCAAACAGCAAAGAGUUUUUUUUAGAUGUAGAUACGUGUUUCUCAAAGAGUAUUCCAUGGAACCCAAGUCUUGGGGAGAGGUAGCUUUAGAAGAUAAAUCAGUUUGGGAAAUGAUGUGCUUUAGCUCGCUGUGAACAAUUCACAAAGCAUGUUAGCAUCUUAAAGGGACUGAAGCUUUCUACAGAAAAGAACCCCAUUCUACUCUGGGUAAUAUUAGAGUAUUCCAAACAUUUUCAGCUAUUUUUCUAACACCUUUGGAAAGUGCUGUUUAAGAAUUACUAAGGUGUUGAGUAUAAAGCAAAAAAGGGUUGAGGCAUGAGACCAAGCAUCAUGGUGAUAAUAGAAUUUUCUAUUGGGGGAAGCUUGAGUUUUUUUCCCUUUCCUUUCCUCUCCCCUCUCCCCUUUGUUUUGGUGGUAAGGAAGAAGAGAAUAUAGUUGGGCAUGUUUUUGAGGCCCUUGGCUGGACUAGGUUCAGGGGCCACUGCCUGUGGUGGUUUCCGGUCCUGAGGACAUAGAGGCUGAGUGAUGUGGGCUCAGGUUUGGGGCCUGAACUGUUGUCUUUUGGUGGAUAGACAAGGUUGACAGGACUGGUCCCUGUAGUAGGUGUUGAGGUGGGAGGCCCCGGGGAUUGGCCAGGAAAUGGUGAGCACAGACUUGGUCACUGGACUGAGGCUGGCCUGGGGAGACCCAUGGCAACUUGCUGGUACAAAGUACAUUUCUCCAUCUGUCAAGGGCCAGUCAACCUCACAAUUGAGUGAGAGUGGUUCAGGGGCUAGCGACUCAUAAUGAGUUUUAGGAAGUUCAAGAAAUGGCAUUUGGGAGAAGGACUACAGGUUGAUGGCAUUUUCUUCAUCAGGCUGGGGAAGAAGUUGGACUGAGUGGAUGACUUGUGCCCUGACACUUACUCACUGUGGGGAUUUAAGGUCACUGGAAGGACUGAGCGCGUUCGGGAGCCUGGAGGAACUCAUCCUGGACAACAAUCUGCUCGGGAACGACCUCGUGUUGCCAGGGUUACCCAGGCUCCAUACCUUAACCCUCAACAAGAACCAGAUAUCUGACUUGGAGAGUCUGCUUGAUCACCUGGCGGAAGUGACACCAGCUUUGGAGUACCUCAGCCUGCUGGGUAAUGUGGCAUGUCCCAAUGAGCUGAUUAGCUUGGAAAAAGAUGAGGAGGACUACAAAAGAUACAGAUGCUUUGUUCUGCACAAACUGCCCAAUUUGAAGUUUCUGGAUGCCCGGAAAGUAACCAGAAAAGAACGAGAGGAAGCUUUGCUCAGAGGGUCAUUCAUGAAGGUGGUGAAGCCCAAGGCUUCCAGUGACCAUGUCGAGGCCCCUCCAGAGCACCCCUAUACACCCCUGCCUUCUGCUUCCAGGGAUCUCACCAAUCACCGAGGUGUUCUGGGGAAGUGUCGCUAUGUUUACUAUGGGAAAAACUCAGAAGGCAACAGGUUUAUCCGAGAUGACCAGCUCUGACGGCAAGUUCUGAAUGCUUUAGUCUGUGUCAUGAGAAUAAAAGAAAAAGGGAAAGUAAAAAUAAAGAAAAAAAACUAAAGGAAAAAAACAAUGGCCCACAUCACAUGUCUGUGGGAAGGCUGUGACUUCAGCUUUUGGUACCUUCUGCUGACUUUGCCAGGCCUGUCAAGAUCAUCCUUCUGCCUUAGACUGAGUGGUCACAUAGAGAUUGACAUGAUUGCCCUUAAGCAGGUCUCAUCCACUAGGGUGACAGACAGCGGCGGCGAAGCACCAGGGCUGACAGGAGGAACACCAUGAUAGAUUGCCUGGCCCCUCCACUGCUCACAGGGGAGCAGAGGUCACACCUGGGGCCUCCCUGAGCAUGCUCGUUGGCCGUAGUCAAGCGAGAGAGACUGUGUCUUCAGCUUGCCUAUUGAGUAGAGAUCCCUCUGAUACCAUUGUGCUGUGGGGGUUUUUUUAGUGAAAUAAUCACAGUUUGGAGGAAGGCCACCCUCCCUUAUUCACCUUGAAUUUUAAUCCCUUAUUUUCUGCACACACCCACACAUUCCAACAAAACACAUACCAUCCUUUAGCAUCUUUAUUACAGGUAGUGCAUUUUGGCUUGCAGUUUUUCAGAGAACUGAAGGUUCUCAGCCAGGUCAUACAUUUAUGGCUGAUUUUGUGUUCUUACAACUGGAGUAAAUAGCUUUCCUUAAAUCCCUAACUACAAAAGCAUGGACUCUGUCUUGUUUUGUACAUUUCUAAAUCCACUUCUUGCCCUGAAUACUAGGCAAUGUCAGGCAUCUUUCCCAGCACCAAGUUCUGAUUGCACCAAGGACUCUGAUUUAUUUAUGUAUGUAUUUAUUUAUUUUUAACAACACAUACACCCAGCUAUGCCUGUGGCCAUAUUUGUAGUUUGGAGCUGGCUUGCUCCUUUGGGUGCUAUUUAAAGGUAGGGAGGUGAUGAAAACAGAGUGAUGGGUCAGGAAGUUGAAAAAGAAAGUGAAGACUAUAGAAAACACCCACCAGACCGAACAGUUUUUAACAGAAGGCACAAACCUUUGAGUUUGGUAUCUUCCUCAGCACCUCUCAGAACCGAAAUCCAUAGCUUGUGAGAUGGUCUUUGUGUGUCUUUGGCUAUAUUCCAGCACUGUUACAAGGACAAUAAGCACAAUCAUACCAGUAAGGUGGCUAUCAUUUCAUUUAAUGGAAUGAUACACAAGUAAAAUCACUCCAGAAAAGUCUUUGAAAGGCUGAUUGCUCUUGAUGCAAUCGCAUUUAUUUUUGCUUCUUCUGUUUAGACCAGGUGUUCAUUGGCUUGGAUCUCUCAGUAUUAGGUUAGAUUGAGGGCAACGAAACUUCAAAGAGAAUUCUUCCAAGUUAUAGAUACUGCAUAACUAGAGAGUCACUACUGUAAAAGUCUUUGGGGACUCAACAUCCCUCAGGACCAAAGAAGAAUCUGCUUUCUCAGUUCUAGACCAUUUAAGGGGCCUCUGGCCUCCUGAGUCAACUUAGUCUUUGAAUGACUUGCAAUAAGGCAGGCAGGAAUCCCUUUUGUAGGUUAUGCAAGUUAAACAGUUAUGGAGACAAAUUUUGAUCAAAAUCCUCGAGGCCAUUAAUAACUAGAGGAUAUUAAAUGUUUGCCUUUAUCUCUCAAAUUCAUCAAUAACCAGAGCUGAGUACCUUUUCACUGUUUGAUCUACAGAACAGCAUUGAGAUGGUGCUUUAAAUUAGCUGCAUUAAGUCCCACCCUGUUCUUUGUUUAGAAACACCAACACAUGUUUUGUCCAUGGCAUAUUACGGGCAGCCAGAUUUCUGUGCAAGGGCAGCUAGACUAGUCCAAUGUCAUAUUUAAUCUAGCGGCACAUAUAUCCUUGUCUUUAUAAAAGGCUUUAACCCUGCCUCAAACAAUAAAAAAGCACUUGUGAACUGA
This is a messenger RNA of Neofelis nebulosa (Clouded leopard), 12812 nucleotides long. It is a transcript of the gene LRMDA, whose product is annotated as leucine rich melanocyte differentiation associated. The record is from RefSeq and is a predicted model, not a curated record. Gene Ontology annotation, molecular function: protein binding. Lineage: Eukaryota; Metazoa; Chordata; Mammalia; Carnivora; Felidae. The transcript has 7 exons. Bases 10265 to 10900 code for a protein of 211 amino acids. Gene Ontology annotation, biological process: melanocyte differentiation.